This is a messenger RNA of Odocoileus virginianus texanus, 730 nucleotides long. NCBI's taxonomy places the organism in Eukaryota, Metazoa, Chordata, Mammalia, Artiodactyla, Cervidae. The record is from RefSeq and is a predicted model, not a curated record.
GCGGGGGCCGGGCACGGGGAAGGAGAGGACCGAAUUCCAGGAACGGGUCACCCGGAAUUAACUUCGGCUUAAAGUUAUGGGAAGCGCGGCCAUGGACACCAAGAAGAAGAAAGAUGUUUGCAGCCCCGGCGGGAGCGGCGGCAAGAAAAACAGCAGCCAGAAGCGGCGUUCGCUGCGGGUGCACAUUCCGGACCUGAGUUCCUUUGCCAUGCCGCUCCUGGAUGGAGACCUGGAGAGUUCAGAAAAGCCUCCGUCUCGUAAGGUGGACAGCCCCUUCGGCUCGGGCAGCCCCUCCAAAGGCUUCUUCACCAGAGGCCCCCAGCCCCGGCCCUCCAGCCCCGUGUCUGCCCCCGUGCGCCCCAAGACCAGCCCUGGCUCCCCCAAAACCGUGUUCCCGUUCUCCUACCAGGAGUCCCCGCCGCGUUCCCCACGUCGCAUGAGCUUCAGCGGGAUCUUCCGCUCCUCGUCCAAAGACUCCUCCCCCAGCUCCAACCCGUCCACCUCGCCGGGGGGCAUCCGGUUCUUCUCUCGCUCCAGAAAAAGUAAGGCAUUGAUGCUUUGGUUCCAGGUGGGUGCAGGGCUGCCGGGGGAGCCGCUCUGGGCCACGGGGGACGCCGCCACUGGGGUGGCUGUAGCGAUGGUGCUGAGCGCACAUCUGGGUCCGUCCCCCAAGAACAAAUUGAGCUCCGGAACAACGGGGUUCCCUGGGGUCCCUUUCUUCCUGCGCUGA